Messenger RNA from Linum tenue, 246 nucleotides. NCBI's taxonomy places the organism in Eukaryota, Viridiplantae, Streptophyta, Magnoliopsida, Malpighiales, Linaceae. The record is from the annotation of a GenBank genome assembly.
AGGAUUCGAGAAGCCAUGUUCUUCCAGAUUGCCUCCGACGGCUGGAAGAAGAAAUUGAGCUAUAACGCCUCUUCAGUGGACCCCAAUAUGGUUAGAGGAAUUUGGGGGAAGUAAGGAAUCAAAAUGAUUUUGAGAGAGGUGAUGAAAUGGAAAAUGGCAAAGAUGAUCUCUAGAGGCGGAGGGAGAAUGAUUUUUGUGGAGGAAGAAAGAAGAACAGAGGAGUGAAUUGACAGAUGAGUGGGGCGG